Molecule: messenger RNA, 983 nt
Organism: Durusdinium trenchii
Lineage: Eukaryota; Dinophyceae; Suessiales; Symbiodiniaceae
Source: the annotation of a GenBank genome assembly
CCGCGCAUCGACACUGUGGCUAUUUGGCUGGAAUGACCUUUUGGUAUGGCCAUGUGCAUACUGCAGUUUAUGAUCCUGGCCUUGGGGAAGGCAAGAACUCUUGGGCAAGGUUGGUUUGAGCAACUCCUUGGUGGCUUCCAGGAAGUUGGCCAUGCUCAUUUUGUCGACUGGGCUAGGCCCUAGCGGCUAGGCCGUUGGAGAUGGGUUGGUUUUGCCGAUGCCGAAGGCUCCCAAAAUCAGAUGACCUCAUCCUGGAAGUGCCUAGUAGUCGGGAUGUAUCACCGGUCACUCCUGCCAAGAAGGACCUGGUGGCUACACCACGUCACCCGAGGCGAACUCGCAUCUUCGUGCGAAUGCCCAGCGGCGAGAUCAUUCCAGCAGACAUGGAUCUGAACUGGACCACCACUGAAGCCUCCGAGUAUAUCAUUGCUAAUUGCCGAAAUGUGGGGCUUAAAGGUCUGGAGAAUGGCUGCAACCUUCGAUUCCGAAGGAGAAUCCUACGGAAAGACUUGACUUUGAAGGAGAGUGGUGCUGAGAUUGGUAGUGUGCUUGGCUUGGUUCCUUCAGAGCCCUUGCAGCCCUUUCAGGUGCCAUCGUCAUCCGACUGAGCGUCGUUGAGCAUCUUCCCGCAGUGUCGAGGAUGGUGCUCCGUGCUCCAGGUGAUGGUGUUUUGGAGAUACCCGAGAAACCAUGAUGGCCAUGGUAUCCACACGUGUUGGAUGUGUUUUGUCGCAAGCCACCAACAAGCGUAGUGCUGACAGCGCUGUUUCCUGUCAGAGAAAUGAGAGGAGAUGGAGAGCUCUCAAACGGUUUACUCCCUGAGAGCGAAAAAGUAUAUCCUCUCAAAUUCUUUGGUCGUAGCCUGUCAUCAAGCAAUCUUCUCACAAACCUCCUUGCCUAUUGGGCACAAUGCCUGCAUUCUCAGGGGUAUGGCCGCCGUCGGGACAUGUUUAAAGGGCCAAACUAGCGGAAUUGAGGUGGUC